Molecule: messenger RNA, 3299 nt
Organism: Gallus gallus (chicken)
Lineage: Eukaryota; Metazoa; Chordata; Aves; Galliformes; Phasianidae
Gene: MROH7L5
Product: maestro heat-like repeat-containing protein family member 6
Exons: 4
Coding region: 164-1018 (284 amino acids)
Cellular component (GO): cytoplasm
Source: RefSeq, a predicted model, not a curated record
GCCGCUCACCAGGUCCAGGGGCUGAGUGGCCCUGGGCAGACUUUCUGCAGGGCAGAGCUUGUGCACUUUGGAGCAGUUCUGGGGGCAUCCUCAAGAUCUGCCUGCAGCCUCUCAGCUCAGAGAUUCUGCCCCCACUUCAUUGGCGGUGCUGGCCCUGCUUGCCAUGGCCCUGGAGCUGCUGACACCGACGUCCUUCCUUCCUCCUCCACAGGAGUCCAGCACGGUGCGGCAACUCUCCAUCGACCUCUUCCUCGAAACGCUCAACUACGUGGAGGACCAAGAAAAGAGGAAGAUGCAGGAGGAGGUGUGCAGGAGCCUGGUCCUGCUGUAUCUGCACCUGCAUGAUGAGGAAGAGAGCGUGGCCAAGGCCUCCCAGAAAGCCCUCCUUGGUGCCGCACGGUUCCUGCGCUGGAGGCGGCUGGAGCACCUGGUACAGACAGCACAGUUCUGGCAGAUCGGCGAGUGCAUGGUAUGCACAUUCCCACACCCCACGACAGGGUCGGGACCGCCCUGCGCUAACCCUGCGCUCUUCCCACUCCAGCUGGACAAGAGGAGGAGGAAGAGUGCAGCACAGGAGUACCUGGGCCAGAGCCUGCUCUACCUACAGAGCCCGCAGGAGUCCCUGCGGCGGGAGGCCGUGAGGUUCAUCGGACUCUUAGGGCAGCACAUGAGGGAUCAGGAGCAGGCUGAGACAGAGUACAUCUACCAACGUGAGUCAGGGAGUGGGAUGUCCGGACAGCCGGCAGGCAACGUGCCUGUCCCCUGCUCCCUCCUAUCGGAGGGGAUGGCUGGGCGCCCUGCAGGUACACAGCUGUCAUCGAGCCUCUGUUCCUCUGUUCUCUCAGGCCUUCAGGAAGCGCAGCAAGACCCCAGUCCAUUUGUCUCUUCGCUGGCCCUUCAGACACUGAAGAUCCUGAAGGAAACGAGGCCACGUCCACCGCAAGGAGACUUUGGGCAGCUCUUCUCCAGGCUCCGCAGCGCGUGGAGAAGGUGGCGCUCCUCUCGGGCACACCGCUGAGUGCCCUGCAAAGCUCCCAGCAUCUCCUCCUGCACACUGCUCAGCUCCGCUCCUCCGGCACAUCCCUUCCCCAGUGCUGUGCAGCUCUUCACCCCGCACUGCCAUCUCCAUCAGCACGAUUGCCUGUCUUCUCUGUGUGAAAUGGGAAAACAACGCAGGAGAUCAGCAUUGCCCUGAGAGGAACAGAACGUGCAGCGCUCCCUGCCGCUGCCACACGCUUUCAGCCAACACCAGCAAUCACCAACUGCUCUGCUGCAAAACGGAGUGGUAAGGGAAACGCAGGCAUACAUCCAGAAGAGGAACAUACAGAGGAGGAGUUAACACAGUUUCUAGAAGGAAAUUAGAACUCAUGAGCUACUGAAGUUGUUGGAAGGAGUUGUGGAGCACAUGGAUAACAAAGACAUGCCCGAUAAGCUACUGCUGAAUUUCCAUAGGGUUUCUAAUAACGUUCACCACUGACACUUCUUAAAAAAGUAACCUGUCAUGGGACAGAAAGACACGAGUCCAACGUGCCAAAUGCUCAAAUAAGAACAACACCAAAAUAAAGCCACAAAGCCUCCAGUGUGCUCCCUGCUGCUCUAGCAGCAGUUGCAUAGAGAUCACAGCAUAGAUUUCUGCUGCAGGCUGAACUGCUCAAAGCGUUCAGAAAUCACCAGGAGAAGGGGGCAAACAUCAAGAUGACAAAGUUUGCUCUACUCACUAAAGCACCUGUUGUCAUAAAAGCAUAACACUGUAUUGCAGAGAACUGCAGAGGGUUCUCGCAGAGGUUCUGAUGAAACCGGAAAUAAAACCCCAGACUGAUAAAGUAAUGCACACAGAGAAAGCUGAUCCUAACUCCUGACACACUGUGAUUGACUUUGGAAUUGCCAUUACCACUCAGGAGCGAGAUUUUGCUGUUAUAGACAGCUCUGUAAGCACAUCAAUUCAGUCUUCAGUAGCAGUGAAAAAAACAAAUGGUAGGAGCAAUUAAAAAUAAUUUCCCCCCUUUUUCUCCCCAUUGUAACAAGCUGUCCAACUAGAAAAAGUACAGAAGACAGCAAAGAUAACCAAAGAAAUGAAACUGCUUCCAUUCAGAUGGACAACUAAAUACAUCAGAGCUGUGCCUGGAAGAGACAGCUAAGAGAAGGAUGAAGAUCCUACAAGAUACUAGAAGCUGUGGAAGAGGUAGACAGGAAACAAGUGCUCAGUAGCUUUCAUAAUACAAGAGCUGUGGGAUGGCAAAUGAAACUGCAACUUGUAAUUCCACUGUAGAAUGCACUGCCUGAGGAUAUGAAAGUUUACAGAGGUGAAGUGGAACGCGAAGCAAGAGGAAAAUGUGAGCACGUGCUUCUCUUGUUCUUCAGUAUGUUCCCAGGCAUCUGCUUGCAAACUGUCACAAAGAGGCUCGAGGUUUGGGAAACAGUAGGAAUUACACUGGACCAAACAAUUGCAUCACAGCCUGUGUUCUAUUUCUGCAUCCACCGCCAUCCUGCACUGCCCUGAAUACUCUGGGCCUGGCCUAGCUCAACACAGCUUUACAGCCCAUGUGUUCUUCUGCUCUGCAGCACCACUGCCAGCACAGCUGGGUCUCCUUGUGGUGGAAGCCCUCUGGCCAACACCCAGUACCAACAGGGUGCGAUGAGGAUGCCCUCAUGUAUGCACACAGAUGAAGAAACAGUAAUGGACCAGAGUACCAAAGUAAGCAAAACCCCUUUUUAGUUACAUGAGCAAAAUAAUCCUGAUGCAGAAAUAAGGCUUUGCCUGGAAGAGAAAGGCAGCUUCAGAUACAUGGCAUAAAGGGAACCCGCAUGGCUGCGCAAGCACCGUGAGCAGGCAGGUCCCAAAGAGGCACAGACUGUUCUGCCAGCACUGUGCCACGUGGUGGGGGGAGCCUGAAGGUCACCAAACCCUCCUCCAAUUCUCUCUCCCUCCCGAAACACCUGAGCUCAGUAACUGCACCUGAAUUGGGAUGGGGAACUGCCUGCCAUCCAGCUUUCUGCCCCUGUCGGGGACACAAGGUGCUCGCAGACAGCAUCGGAGAGCAGCAUCAGACAGGACAGAGAGCUUAGAGUACUGAGGAAAGGUCAGCAUAACUGCACCUUCCCAGGCUGAGCAGGAAGCAGCACUAAGCACCUCUAAGAAGAACGGCUACCUGCGAUUUCUGUGGAAUAAGGAACACUCCUCUGGAGCAUUUGAAGAGGCAGCGAGCAGCAACCAAUACAAGACUCCAGCAGGCUUCAUGCCGCUGCCUUGGGUUUUGGUAAGGAAAAAAUAAAUAAAGCACUUCGUGCAAUUAAUUAGA